AUGGUGACCACUCGAUCGAGGUCGAAAAAUAAUCGAGCCACCGACAAGGAUCGUUCCAAAGAGAGGUAUGCAUAUCGUCCUCGAUCAACAUUCGAAGAAUCCGACGCUCUCGUCGGAUGCAAAACCAUCGAUCAUUACCUGCAAUACGAUUGCCUUUUGACACGAGAAGAACUGCAACGACUCGAUGAGCACGUCUAUUCAGCAGUCGACACCUCCUGGCUCGAUGAGCUCUGUAUGAAGAAGUUCUGGGAGGCCGUCGUCAUCUAUUACCCACUCUGGGUAGCACCCAACCUUUUGACCCUAAUCGGACUCAUUGUGAAUUUAACAACGGUGUUGGUCCUCUCAUUCUACUGUCCAACAGCUACUGAAACCGCACCGUCGUGGACAUAUUUUCUGGCUGCCGCCGGACUUUUUGCGUAUCAAACAUUGGAUGCGACCGAUGGAAAACAAGCGAGACGUAUUGGAGCAUCGAGUCCGCUAGGAGAACUGUUCGACCACGGAUGUGAUUCUGCGUCUCAGGUCUUUGUCACUCUGAAUGUGUGCUACGCUUUGCAACUCGGAACUGUUCGAUGUGGUGUCUUCAUCGCCUGCCUAAUCUCUGUGUCCCUCUUCUACACAGCGCACUGGAGCACUUAUUGUACUGGACAACUAAGAUUUGCUCGGUUCGAUGUCACUGAAGCCCAAUGGUCGAUUAUCUCUAUGUUGCUGUGCACUGCAGUCUUCGGACCGGGAAUCUGGAGUAUUGGAGUCUUCGGUUACUCUCUUAAACAUCUUCUCUUGGCCGCUGUUGCCCUUGGAACUAUCUAUCAAGCUCUUGGAUAUCUCGCCGUGAUUUUCACAGAGGGAGUUGGAAAGAAUGGUUCUACAGUUGCGGGAACCUCAGUGCUUUUCCCGAUUUGUCCACUUCUCGCAGUUAUUGUUCCGUAUUGUAUGAUCUAUAGCAAGUCAGCAUCCAGUGUUUACGAUGAUCUCAUUGUGAUCUUCGUUCUUCAAUUCGGCGCAGUUGCUGCUAAAGCCACGAAUCGUUUGAUCGUCGCCCACAUGAGCCGAAGUGAGCUGUCUCUCUGGGACUGGAUCUACAUGGGACCGAUCGCGCUGAUGAUUAACCAAUACUACGACAUCAAGAUCGACGAGCCACGUCUUCUGAAAUACACAACAGUUUAUGUUUAUCUCUCGCUUCUUGUAUAUUGCUUAUUCAUCACCCGACAAAUUUGCGAUCAUAUGGGGAUCUACUGUUUCAAAGUCACUACUCCGCAGCGGGCUGCGAAUAAGUAA
Messenger RNA from Caenorhabditis briggsae, 1275 nucleotides. The coding region runs from base 1 to 1275 and encodes 424 amino acids. Gene Ontology annotation, molecular function: ethanolaminephosphotransferase activity; diacylglycerol cholinephosphotransferase activity. Gene Ontology annotation, biological process: phosphatidylethanolamine biosynthetic process. The record is from RefSeq and is a predicted model, not a curated record. Gene Ontology annotation, cellular component: endoplasmic reticulum membrane; Golgi apparatus. NCBI's taxonomy places the organism in Eukaryota, Metazoa, Nematoda, Chromadorea, Rhabditida, Rhabditidae. The transcript has 4 exons.